Lingula anatina is the source of this 2820-nucleotide messenger RNA. RefSeq names its product membrane-bound transcription factor site-1 protease-like. The record is from RefSeq and is a predicted model, not a curated record. Gene Ontology annotation, molecular function: serine-type endopeptidase activity. Gene Ontology annotation, biological process: proteolysis. NCBI's taxonomy places the organism in Eukaryota, Metazoa, Brachiopoda, Lingulata, Lingulida, Lingulidae. Gene Ontology annotation, cellular component: Golgi apparatus.
UUAAACAAAGCGUUAAAUUUUGGCUACGGGAAAAAACGCAUGCUCUGAUUGGCGAUGGGUAUAUGAUAACUGGCUGGACGGACGGAGAAGUGUUUUCGAUAAAUUUCUGAAAUAACUACAAUCACGAUGAGCGAAGAACAAGAACCAGAAAUAUGUAUAAACCUUGUUGUUAUGGGAAUCGUGAAGUUUUGAUGAUGAUGUAGCAGCUACUACUUAGAGGGACUCCUUUUCUGGCACUGACUGGACAUCUCUAACAGAAUGCAAUACUAUAUAAUAUGGCAAUAAAAGUCAUCAGCUUCUUCAACAUCCGGACACUGGUUUGUCUGCUGGUGGUAAGCAGCUGCCUGGGUCCUGUGUAUCCUGGCAGUAGUAGCAGUAAUACGACUACUUCAGAAUACAUACAGUUACCUAGGCGAGGCGGAGUGAUGAGGAAUGACUGCUACAAUAAGACAGACCUUCCUACUGAACGGGUUGUGGUGGACUUUUCCAGCAGAGUGGUUGAGAAUGAAUACAUCAUCACCUUCACGGGUUACUUCAGUGCCCGUGCCAGGCACAGUUUCAUCACGUCAGCCCUCCAUGGGUCUGGGGUGAAGAACUGGGGUCUAGUGCCGCGGCUCAACCCUGCCAAGAAUUACCCCAGUGAUUUUGAAGUGGUCAAGUUACAAGAGAAGUCAGACGAGGGUCUGGAGGCACUGGAAAGUCAUCCCAAUGUGAAAAGAGUGGCCACACAUAAAAAGUUAACGAGGACAUUGAAAUAUUUAAAAGUGAAACCCAAGGCUAGUAGUAGCACAGUGCUGAACUCUCCAUGUGUGAAGACAAAAUCUACCAGCCCAGAUAGCUGGGAGCAAUCUUUUCACUCUUCAAGACCCAUCAAUAGAAAGAGCUUGUCUCUGGCAGGUGCAUUCUGGCAUUCCCCUGUCAGACACAGAAGUCGUAAUCUUCUUCGUGCAAUACCCAGACAGAUCUCCAGUGCACUGCAGGCAGAAAUACUGUGGAGUAUGGGCUAUACAGGUGCUAAUGUGAAAGUGGCCAUAUUUGACACUGGGUUGGCAGAGGACCACCCGCACUUCAAGAGGGGGCGUAUCAAAGACCGCACCAACUGGACACAUGAGAAAACACUCGAAGAUGGCCUUGGUCAUGGUACUUUUGUGGCAGGUGUGAUCUCCAGCAACAAGGACUGUCUUGGCUUUGCACCUGAUGCUGACAUCUAUGUUUUCAGAGUGUUUACCAACAACCAGGUUUCUUAUACCUCCUGGUUCUUGGAUGCCUUCAACUACGCAAUACUAAAGAAAAUUAAUGUGUUGAAUUUGAGCAUUGGAGGUCCUGACUUCAUGGACCACCCUUUUGUGGAUAAGGUAUGGGAGCUGACAGCUAACAAAGUCAUCAUGGUGUCAGCAAUAGGAAAUGAUGGUCCACUCUAUGGCACCCUGAACAACCCUGCUGACCAGAUGGACGUCAUUGGUGUUGGCGGGAUCAACUUUGACAAUCAGAUAGCGCGCUUCUCCUCCAGGGGAAUGACCACUUGGGAGCUGCCCUUUGGCUAUGGUAGAAUGAAGCCAGAUAUAGUGACUUACGGAUCCCAAGUCAGAGGCUCUGCCAUGAGGGGAGGCUGCCGUUCUCUGUCAGGCACCAGUGUAGCAUCACCUGUGGUAGCGGGUGCUGUCACCUUACUCUACAGUGCUGUUCUGAACCGGGCCCAUGUUGUGAACCCAGCCAGCAUGAAGCAGGCCUUGAUGGCCUCGGCAAAACGACUGCCAGGAUCGAACAUGUUUGAACAGGGCCACGGCAAACUGGAUUUGGUGAAGGCGUAUCAGGUGCUGCGGAGCUACAAACCUCAGGCCAGUCUGAGUCCAAGCUAUGUUGACCUGACCGAGUGUCCAUACAUGUGGCCGUACUGUACCCAGCCUAUGUACUAUGGUGCCAUGCCUGUCAUUGUGAAUGUUACAAUUCUAAAUGGGAUGGGAGUCUCCGGUAAAAUUCUUGAAAAGCCACUAUGGCAGCCCUACACUCCUCAGUUUGGGAACUACAUAGAAGUAGCCUUCUCCUACCCCACUGAACUGUGGCCCUGGUCAGGCUAUCUAGCUGUGUCCAUCUCUGUGUCCAAGGGGGCAGCCAACUGGGACGGCAUUGCACAGGGUCUGGUCACUCUCACUGUGACUUCACCACCAGAGGAUGGAGAGAAGAGUGCAAGAACAUCCACAAUAAAGCUACCCAUCAAGGCCAAGAUCAUUCCGACUCCACCUAGGAGCAAACGAGUUCUGUGGGACCAGUACCACAACCUGCGCUAUCCACCAGGCUAUUUUCCACGUGAUAACCUGCGCAUGAAGAACGAUCCACUGGAUUGGAAUGGGGAUCACAUCCACACCAACUUCAGAGACAUGUAUACACACCUGAGGAACAGUGGGUACUAUGUGGAGGUGCUGGGCUCUCCCUUCACUUGCUUUGAUGCCUCACAGUAUGGUACCCUGCUGAUAGUGGAUGCUGAAGAGGAGUAUUUCCCUGGAGAAGUGACCAAGCUGAAGCAGGACAUUGACAACGGCCUGUCACUGAUCAUAUUUGCAGACUGGUACAAUAUCUCCGUCAUGAAGAAAGUCAAGUUUUAUGAUGAAAACACAAGACAAUGGUGGAUGCCAGACACAGGGGGUGCCAAUAUCCCUGCCAUCAAUGACCUGUUGUCCCCCCUGGGGAUGGCCUUCAGUGACGAGGUCUAUGAGGGAGAGUUUACACUGGGAGAACACGAAAUGUACUAUGCCUCGGGGACCAGCAUUGCCAAGUUUCCUGAGGACGGCUUGUUGAUCACACAGUCACUGAAGGAUCAAG